AUGACUCAAGGGUGGUGGUUGAAAUCAAAGGUUUGUUACCAACACGUUGGGUGUUUCAGCAACGCAAAGCCAUUCCACAAUGCAUGGUUAAAAUUACCUCAGUCACCAAGUACUAUUGAUACCACCUUUAACCUGUACACCAGACAAAACACGGAUACCGCCCAGAUCCUGAAUCCUUAUGAUACAAACACCGUCUCCAGUUCACACUUUGAUUCCAGUCUGCCGACAGUUUUUAUUACCCACGGAUUCCAAGAUACAGCUAAAUCUGGAUGGCCACUGGAUAUGAAAGACGCCCUUCUACAAAAUGGAGACUUGAAUGUGAUAGCUGUUGACUGGUCGAAGGGCACGGAUGGAUUACUUUACUUUCAAUCCGUCGCCAAUACUCGCCUGGUUGGGGCCACUAUUGGAAACAUGAUAAAAACUUUACAAGAUAGCGCCAGCUUAUCUGUAGAAGAGGUCCAUCUUAUCGGUCACAGUCUCGGUGCCCAAAUCAUGGGGUACGCCGGGGACUGGGUGGAGGGAAUUGGCAGAAUCACGGGUAUGUCAUAA
Molecule: messenger RNA, 549 nt
Organism: Saccostrea cuccullata (small rock oyster)
Lineage: Eukaryota; Metazoa; Mollusca; Bivalvia; Ostreida; Ostreidae
Product: inactive pancreatic lipase-related protein 1-like
Exons: 3
Coding region: 1-549 (182 amino acids)
Biological process (GO): lipid catabolic process
Molecular function (GO): lipase activity
Source: RefSeq, a predicted model, not a curated record